AUGCACGUCCAACAUCAAUCUUACGCUCAGAUUCCAAUCAUAUCAAAGUCUCAAAUGCAAGGAAGCAUGGCCCUAGACCGUAGGGUGGGUGUGAGGUCAUUGGAAAGUGGUAUUUGUGCCAACCGCCAAGCAAUGGGCAUGCAAUCUAACUGGCCCUACAAAUUACAAAUCUCUCUGCCUGCAUUAUUUAGUAGUACUGUCCUUUACAUGGUUGUCUUGGUCUGUCAAAAGGGUACGGAUGGUCCUAUAGUUGGUACGGGCCAAGGGAAAAAGCAGUGCAAAAGUCAAGUUAUGCAGGCGUUAGCAAUAGCAACCAAAGUAAGCAUGGUUAUAAUACCGUUGAGGAGUGAAGCUGAGUACAGAGAAGCAACAGCUGUUCGAUUGCAUAUGCAAAUGGCUUCACUGUUGAACUGCGCGUCGAGUGUUCCAUCUACCAUGGUUAAGUCAGAGCACAAGAUCAAAACUGAACCAUCAUCGAAGGCAAUGCCGUCUAUAUCAUUGUCAUCAGCAUCAGCACCAGCACCAGCAUCGGAUAGCAAGAAGAGGAAGUACAAGGGAGUUAGAAUGAGGAGCUGGGGGUCAUGGGUUUCAGAGAUUAGAGCACCAAACCAGAAAACAAGAAUAUGGUUAGGCUCUUAUUCAACCCCAGAGGCUGCAGCUAGAGCUUAUGAUGCUGCACUUCUAUGCCUCAAAGGCUCCUCAGCAAAUCUUAAUUUCCCUUUAAGCUCUUCACAAUAUAUUCCUGGAGAUGCUGUCAUGUCCCCCAAAUCAAUUCAAAGAGUUGCUGCAGCCGCUGCCAAUAGUUUUGACAGGGCCACUAUUCCCCCUUCUGCGUCUCCAGCCUCAACCUCAUCAUCAUCAUUGGUCUCAUCCCCCUCAAUGGCCUCCUCUCCUUCGGAUCAAGUUGAUGACGAUGUCUCACUGAUAUCGUCUUUGGAAGCCUACACUAGUUGUGAUCAAGCAAAUGAAUCAAUGGCUAUGAAUGUGAUGGAACCUUGGUACACUUUUGGUGAUAUCCAAUCCCCCAAGUAUGUUGAUCAGAUGUUAAGUGGUGCUUUCUUUGAUGUUGAUUCGUCCCAUCUGCUUGAUGAUCUAUACGAAGAAAGCGACAUUCGGUUGUGGAGCUUCUGCUGA
Messenger RNA from Sphenostylis stenocarpa, 1134 nucleotides. Lineage: Eukaryota; Viridiplantae; Streptophyta; Magnoliopsida; Fabales; Fabaceae. The record is from the annotation of a GenBank genome assembly.